AUGUCUGGAAACGGUACUUUUACCGUUGAUAAUUCCAAGAUUCGGAACUCGCUGAAUACCAUCACGCUUAUCACGAGGGAGAAAAGAGAUGUUUACUCCAUCGAAGUGAUCGCGAACAAGGACGGCACCAAGACUGUCAUCUCCUACCGCUACAAUGAUGACAACAAGAAAGUGAAGGUCACUCGCCGAAUUAAGACCACUAUUGUCCGCGAACACGUCAACCCCCAGGUCGCCGAACGCCGCAAAUGGGACAAAUUCGGUCUCGAGAAGGGCCACCCCGCCGGUCCCACGUUCGAUACCACUUCCGUCGGCGAGAACAUCGUCUUCCGUCCCAGCGUCAACUGGAAGGCCAACGCUAAGGAGGCUGAGAAGGAGGGUGGCGAGAAGGGCAGCAUGAAGGACCAGCUGAAGGACAAGAAGGUCAAGUGUCGUAUUUGCAGUGGAGAGCAUUUCACGGCCCGCUGUCCCUUCAAGGAUACCAUGGCCCCCGUCGAGGAGGGCACUGCUGCUCCUGGUGGCGCCGAGGCAGAGGACGAUGCGGGUGGUCUCGGUGCUGGAAAGUCCAGCUACGUUCCUCCUCACUGCGGAAGGGCGGUGCUGGUGGCGGCGAGAAGAUGGGUGGUCGCUUCGAGAAGGACGAUUUGGCGACUCUGA
Messenger RNA from Penicillium robsamsonii, 654 nucleotides. Its product is annotated as Eukaryotic translation initiation factor 3 subunit G. The record is from RefSeq and is a predicted model, not a curated record. The coding region runs from base 1 to 654 and encodes 217 amino acids. Lineage: Eukaryota; Fungi; Ascomycota; Eurotiomycetes; Eurotiales; Aspergillaceae. The transcript has 2 exons.